UCCUAUCCUCAUCAAGAAAACCAUUUAGCUUCCUCCACAUUCACAAAAGGCUCACAACUCACAGAUACAAAACCAUGAAGAACAUACUCGCUUGCAUAGUUACCAUCAUAGCCCUCUCGAACCUCGUUACAUCUUCUCGAGGAAGAAGGGCAUCGCAGUCAUUUGAAACGUUCGAGUACACAGCUAUUACUUGCAGAUCCCACAGCACCUCCAUAACAGAGUUCGGUGGCGUCGGAGACGGCAAGACGCUUAACACAAAGGCGUUCCAGAGCGCCGUCGAUCACCUCAGCCAAUACUCAUCAGACGGCGGAGCUCAGCUCUUUGUCCCCGCCGGAAAAUGGCUCACCGGAAGUUUCAACCUCACAAGCCAUUUCACUCUGUUUCUUCACAAAGACGCUAUUCUUCUCGCUGCUCAAGACUUGAACGAAUACCCAAUUCUAAAAGCUUUGCCUUCGUACGGAAGAGGACGUGACGCCGCCGGUGGAAGAUUCGCUAGUCUCAUCUUCGGAACUAAUCUCUCCGACGUAAUUAUCACCGGGAACAAUGGUACGAUCGACGGUCAAGGAUCGUUUUGGUGGCAAAAAUUCCACGGUGGCAAACUAAAAUACACUCGACCGUACCUGAUUGAGUUAAUGUUCUCAGAUACGAUUCAGAUCUCUAAUCUAACGUUCCUUGAUUCUCCAUCUUGGAACAUCCACCCGGUUUACAGUAGCAAUAUCAUCGUCAAAGGCGUUACGAUCAUCGCUCCGGUGAAAUCUCCGAACACCGACGGCAUCAAUCCAGAUUCAUGCACGAACACGAGGAUCGAAGACUGUUACAUAAUCUCCGGCGACGAUUGCAUCGCCGUGAAAAGCGGAUGGGACGAGUACGGGAUCUCGUUCGGGAUGCCGACGAAGCAUCUCGUGAUCCGUAGAUUGACUUGUAUUUCGCCUUACAGCGCCGCGAUCGCCCUCGGAAGCGAGAUGUCUGGCGGAAUUGAGGACGUGAGAGCGGAAGAGAUCACCGCGUACCAAACAGAGUCCGGCGUACGGAUCAAAACCGCCGUGGGAAGAGGAGCUUUCGUGAAGAACGUAUACGUAAAAGGGAUGAGUCUCCACACGAUGAAGUGGGUAUUUUGGAUGACGGGGAAUUACAAAGCUCACGCCGAUUCUCAUUACGAUCCCCACGCUCUACCGGAGAUAACCGGAAUCAAUUACAGAGACAUCGUUGCUGAGAAUGUUUCGAUGGCCGGGAGGUUAGAAGGAAUCUCCGGGGAUCCUUUCACUGGGAUUUGUAUCUCGAACGCUACGAUUUCUAUGGCGGCUAAGCAUAAGAAAGCGAUUUGGAUGUGUAGUGAUGUUGAAGGUGUUACGAGUGGUGUUGAUCCUAAGCCUUGUGAUUUGCUUGAUGGACAAGAAUCGGAGAAGAAGAAGAGGAUGUCCGACGGUGGAUGUGAUUUCCCGACUGAUGUCUUGGAGAUUGAUAAUGUUGAGCUUAAGACUUGUAAUUAUCAGAUGAGUUAGCUACUUAAGCUGUAAUCUUUUUUUUAACCUAAUUUCAGAUUUACUAUACUUCUCCUCUAUA
Capsella rubella is the source of this 1563-nucleotide messenger RNA. Its product is annotated as probable polygalacturonase. Bases 75 to 1502 code for a protein of 475 amino acids. NCBI's taxonomy places the organism in Eukaryota, Viridiplantae, Streptophyta, Magnoliopsida, Brassicales, Brassicaceae. The transcript is spliced from 5 exons. The record is from RefSeq and is a predicted model, not a curated record. Gene Ontology annotation, molecular function: polygalacturonase activity. Gene Ontology annotation, biological process: carbohydrate metabolic process.